Messenger RNA from Sitophilus oryzae (rice weevil), 3639 nucleotides. Its product is annotated as valine--tRNA ligase. Gene Ontology annotation, biological process: valyl-tRNA aminoacylation. Gene Ontology annotation, molecular function: valine-tRNA ligase activity; aminoacyl-tRNA deacylase activity; ATP binding. The coding region runs from base 123 to 3254 and encodes 1043 amino acids. Gene Ontology annotation, cellular component: cytoplasm; cytosol. The transcript has 14 exons. NCBI's taxonomy places the organism in Eukaryota, Metazoa, Arthropoda, Insecta, Coleoptera, Curculionidae. The record is from RefSeq and is a predicted model, not a curated record.
GACAUUGACAUUCAAAUUUGAGGUUAUAUUAGUACUGUGUAGGUUGUGUGUAGGUGAUGCAAUUUAAAAUUCUGCUCCUGCUCGUGCAUAAAAAGUAAAAGUUUGCAAUUUUUUACAAAAUCAUGGCUGAUGAAAUUAGUAGUGCUAUUCAAAAUGGAGAUGUGGGUCCUCCAAAAACGGCAAAACAAUUGGAAAAGGAAGCUAAAAAGCAAGCCAAAUUAGACAAGUUAAAACAGAAAUUGGAAAAACAACAAAACACUGUUCCCAAAAAAGAUGUUGAGAAAAAGGAUAAGAAGAAAGAAGUAAAGGGAGCUGCAACAUACGACUUAAAUACCCCAGAGGGCAGUAGAAAAGAUACUGAACAAAAUUUGCCAGACUCAUACAGCCCUAAAUAUGUGGAGGCUGUUUGGUACAGUUGGUGGGAGAAACAAGGAUUCUUCAAACCCGAAUAUGGAAGAAAAUCCAUAUCUGAUCCUGCGCAAAAAUUUGUAAUAGUAAUUCCUCCACCGAAUGUUACUGGAUCUUUACAUUUAGGUCAUGCACUGACUAACGCAAUUCAAGAUUCUAUAGUAAGAUGGAGACGUAUGAGUGGUUAUAUGACUUUAUGGAACCCAGGAUGCGACCAUGCUGGUAUCGCAACUCAAGUAGUGGUAGAGAAAAAACUAUGGAAAGAGGAAAAAAAGACUCGACACGAUAUAGGCCGUGAAAAUUUCGUAAACAGAGUGUGGCAAUGGAAAAAUGAAAAGGGUGUUCGGAUUUAUCAUCAAUUGAAAAUGCUUGGCGCUUCUUAUGAUUGGGACAGAGCCGCUUUUACAAUGGACCCAAAAAUGUGUCGUGCCGUAUCGGAGGCGUUUAUCAGGUUACACGAAGAUGGUACAAUUUACCGUUCAAAUAGGCUUGUAAAUUGGUCGUGCACUUUAAAAUCUGCGAUUUCGGAUAUUGAGGUAGACAAGGUGGAAUUGCCUGGUCGUACUUUCUUAUCUGUACCUGGUUACGACGAAAAAGUGGAGUUUGGAGUAUUGGUACAUUUUGCCUACCAAGUGGAGGGUUCUGAUGAAAAACUAGUUGUAGCCACCACUCGCGUGGAAACAAUGCUCGGUGACACAGCUGUGGCCGUACAUCCUAAGGACGAUAGAUAUAAACAUUUACAUGGGAAGUUUGUGAUUCAUCCAUUUUGUGACAGAAAACUUCCUAUUAUAGUAGACGAUUUUGUCGAGCUAGAUUUUGGAACUGGCGUGGUAAAAAUUACACCUGCCCACGAUCCAAAUGAUUAUGAAGUAGGAAAACGUCAUAAUUUACCCUUCAUUACGAUAUUUGAUGAUGCAGGUCUAGUCAUAGGGGACUAUGGAAAAUAUACUGGUAUGAAGAGAUUCCACGUAAGAAAACAAAUUAUUGAAGACCUGAAAGAAAAAAAUCUUUACAUUGAGACCAAAAACAAUCCUAUGGUCGUACCUAUUUGUAACCGUAGCAAAGACGUAGUUGAACCCAUGUUAAAACCUCAGUGGUACGUGAGUUGCGGUGAAAUGGCUGCUCGAGCAAUUGAAGCUGUAGAAACUAAACAGCUGAGAAUUUUACCCGAACAACAUAUCAAAAUAUGGAACCAUUGGAUGGGAGGUAUACGAGAUUGGUGUAUAUCCAGACAGUUAUGGUGGGGACAUAGGAUACCCGCCUAUUUUGUCACAUUAAAGAAUGGAAAACCAGUAUCUGAUGUAGAGGAACAAAAUUGGGUAUCGGCACAAACAGAAUCUGAAGCUCGAAAAAAAGCGGCUCAAAAAUUUAAUCUCAAGCCCGAAGAGUUAAAUUUAUGGCAAGAUGACGAUGUUCUUGAUACGUGGUUUUCAUCGGCCUUGUUUCCUUUUUCAAUAUUUGGUUGGCCCGACGAGACAGAAGAGUUAAAAAUCUUUUACCCUACUUCUCUUUUGGAAACUGGCCACGAUAUCUUAUUCUUUUGGGUGGCGAGAAUGGUAUUUAUGGGCCAAAAAUUACUUGGGAAAUUACCAUUUAAAGAUGUGUAUCUCCAUCCGAUUGUAAGAGAUGCUCAUGGUAGAAAAAUGUCCAAAUCACUCGGUAACGUCAUAGAUCCAAUGGAUGUUAUUAACGGUAUUGUUCUAGAAGAUUUGCAUAAGCAACUACAAGAUGGGAACCUCGAUGCAAGAGAGAUAGAAAAGGCAAAGGCUGGACAGAAACAAGAUUAUCCAGAAGGCAUCCCAGAGUGUGGUACUGACGCUCUGAGAUUUGCCUUGUGUGCUAUGUGUUUUGGACGUGACAUUAAUCUAGAUAUCAAUAGAAUCCAGGGCUACAGGUUCUUCUGUAACAAAAUUUGGAAUGCGACUAAAUUUGCUUUAACAUAUUUUGCAUCCGAUUUUGUCGCUCCAGCUCAUCAAAAUUUGCUUGGAGAUGAAAGUGUAAUGGAUCUGUGGAUGUUAAACAGAGCCGGUUCUGCUGCACAAGAUAUAGUAAACGGUUUUCAGAAUUAUGAUUUCGUGUUAGCUACCACAGCCAUUUACAAUUUUUGGUUGUACGACCUCUGUGAUGUGUAUCUGGAAUACUUGAAGCCUGUUUUUAGCGGUAACGAUGAAAAAGCUAAAACAGUGGCAAUGAUUACACUAUACAGAGCCUUACACAUCGGGUUAAGACUUCUCUCACCUUUUAUGCCUUUUAUUACCGAAGAGUUAUAUCAAAGGUUACCUAGAGCUAAGGAAUUACGAGCGAAAAUUCCUAGUAUUUGUGUAGAAUCGUUCCCGGACUCGAAAGAAAUUAAAUAUAAGAAUGAGACAAUUGAAAAAGAAGUAGACUUUGUUCAAAAGGUUGCAAAAGCUAUUCGAUCAACCAGGAGUGAUUAUAAUUUGCCCAACAAAACGAAAACUGAAGCAUAUUUAAAAUCAAACGAUUCUGCUACCAGUGAAAUCCUUAAAAGAUACGGUUCGGCACUUCAAACAUUAGCGUAUUGUUCAGUUACAGCAGUUAAUGAACAAUCUCCUGAGGGCUGUACCAUUAUAACUGUAUCUGAUAAAUGUGAAGUUCAUUUAUUGUUAAAAGGACUUAUAGAUCCAUCAAAGGAAAUUCAGAAAAUCCAGAAGAAAUUGGAAUUCUUGCAGUCCACUCAAAAGAAACUUGAGCAAGCUAUGAAUGUGUCAGAUUACGUAUCAAAGGUUCCAGCUGAUGUCCAACAAUCCAAUUCCGAAAAAUUAGCACAAACAAAUACCGAACUAGCACGAUUAGAAAUAGCUUUGGAAGCUUUGAAACUUAUGUAAACUAUUCAGAAACUUAUGCAGUUUUUUAUACAUUAUUUUCAAUAAUACGUUUCAGUAGGAUAUUAUUUAUUCUAAUUUAUUUUUUGCUUUUUAUUUAUUUUGUAACAUUUAUAAACGGCAUUUAAAAAUAACUUACACUUUAAGUGGGUGUAGAUAUUUUAUUUAAUUAUUAUUAAGAAUUGAUUGAUCCAAAUUAUAAAACUUAGUUUUUUUUUCUUAAGUUCAUCAAAUGUAAAUAUUUUUUUUAAAUGCUAUUCUUAAAGAUAUUUCUAGAAAUAUAAAUAUCUUUAAAACUCUACCAAGGUAAUGGCCAGACCUAUAUUUGUAGUUUACAACUUGCAGUAUUACAGUGCAAUUUUUUUUCCUUCUGAAACAAUAAAUUUAU